UUGAUUCUUGUCAAUCGUUCGACAUCACGAGUGAAGAAAUCAUGUCAUCCGAACUCCAAAGCCAUGCGGCCUUUGAGGCCACGCUCUUCGGCUUUUUUGUCCGGCAGUUCACAAAACCGAAACCCAUACGGGCAGAUACUAAACUUACGGGCCAAACUGCCAUCGUCACUGGGGCCAACACAGGAAUCGGACUCGCCUCAUGUCGGCAGUUUCUGGGAUUCGGACUGUCCCACCUGAUCAUGGGUGUGCGAUCCCAAGCCAAGGGCGACGAGGCCGCCAACCAAUUGCGCAAGGAGUUCCCGGCCGCCGACAUUUCCGUUUGGAUCAUCGACAUGCAGUCCUACGAUUCGAUUCAAGCGUUUGUGGAGCAGUGCAAAUCCCUCCCACGCAUUGACAUGACCGUCCUCAACGCGGCGCUGAUGAAGUCGACGUACACGACCGUGCCCUCUACGGACCACGAGAUUUCGGUGCAGGUCAAUUACCUCUCGACCGCGCUUCUCUCCAUCCUGCUCCUCCCCGUUCUCCGAUCGAAAAAGGUCCCCGGCGCCGCAAGGCCCCCUGUGCUCAGCAUCGUGGGGUCCGACUUGGCCUACCGGGUGGACAUCCAAACGAAGGGCCCGACGAUGCAGCAGUUCGAUACGCCCGAGGGCUACGAUCAGUUCCUUUGGUACGGCAGAUCUAAGCUGCUGCUCACCUUCUUCGCCGCCAAGCUGGCGGAGCACGUCGAUCCCGAUGAGGUACUUGUCAACAUGGUGAACCCCGGCACCACCAAGGGCACGUCUUUCUUCCGCGAGUUCUCUACUCUGUCCGGGAUGAUGGUGGGCGUCCUUCAGUUUCUCUUUGCCAGAGGAGUAGAUGUCGGUGCUACUACGUAUCUCGACGCGGCGGUCGCUCGCGGGAAAGGAAGCCACGGGAGCUUCGUCAGUGACUGGACUCUCAAGCCAUACCCGUUGGUUUGGUACACAGAGGAAGGCAGGGAGUUUGACGAAAAGUUGUGGGAAGAGACGAUGGAGGAACUGAACUUUGCUGGGGCUUCCAAGAUUGUAGCGGAUAUGACCAGACGUUGAUGGUCAAUACUACAGGCUAACUGCCCGACAUGGUUUCAACUUUGAUGGAAUGGCUGCUUUCCGAUUUCUGUAUUUGUGCCGCCAGGCUAUCAAGCACACUAGAGAGUCUACACGUUGAUUUCAUGUUUGAUUUCAAGCGAAC
Sodiomyces alkalinus F11 is the source of this 1209-nucleotide messenger RNA. RefSeq names its product NAD(P)-binding protein. NCBI's taxonomy places the organism in Eukaryota, Fungi, Ascomycota, Sordariomycetes, Glomerellales, Plectosphaerellaceae. The record is from RefSeq and is a predicted model, not a curated record. The transcript is spliced from 2 exons. The coding region runs from base 42 to 1067 and encodes 341 amino acids.